Molecule: messenger RNA, 1519 nt
Organism: Pseudopipra pipra
Lineage: Eukaryota; Metazoa; Chordata; Aves; Passeriformes; Pipridae
Gene: INIP
Product: INTS3 and NABP interacting protein
Exons: 5
Coding region: 192-506 (104 amino acids)
Biological process (GO): DNA repair
Cellular component (GO): nucleoplasm; SOSS complex; nucleus
Source: RefSeq, a predicted model, not a curated record
CGUCGCGCAGAGAGCGCGUCACGAGCGCGCGGCGGCGGGGCGAGCAGGGUAAGAUGGCCGCGGGGCCGCUACGCUGCGGGUGAGGGCGGGGGGGCUGCUAGGAGCCGGAGCACCGAGCCCUCGGACAGAUAUUUGUGGGGGUUAAAAGAUUUGAACUACAGUUGAAUAAAAGAAGGGCUGAAAAUUGAAGGAUGGCAGCAAAUCCUUCAGGACAAGGUUUCCAGAAUAAAAAUAGGGUUGCAAUCCUGGCAGAACUAGACAAGGAGAAGAGAAAGUUACUUAUGCAAAACCAGUCUUCCACAAAUCACCCUGGAGCCAGCAUUGCACUUUCAAGAUCACCUCUGAACAAGGAUUUCCGUGAUCAUGCUGAGCAACAGCACAUUGCAGCACAGCAGAAGGCUGCACUGCAGCAUGCACACGCACAUUCCUCAGGAUACUUCAUAACUCAAGACUCUGCGUUUGGAAAUCUCAUUCUUCCUGUCUUACCUCGACUUGAGGCAGAAUGAGGAAUGUUGUUUCUCAGAACUUCAAGAUCUGAUUUUUGUCCCUAGCAGGAGCUGUCUGACCCUUGAAUUUCUUGAAGAUAUGUAAAGAAUUACAUAUCUUAAAAUCUGUUUUUUUCUGUAUUUUUGGAAUUAUCUUUCAGGAGUGUGAGCUCUAAUGAUGGGGAAGUAGUGUUGUUGAACAACAAUUUUUGUCCUUUGCAGAAACCAAGGUGUCCCAUGAAGUUUCCAGGCUUGUAGUCUAAAAAUUUCCUUAGGGACAUCUGGGGUAUCCUGUUUUCAUUUGCAGGGGAUUACCUCAACCCAAUAAGCCCUACUGAACUAUAAGCACUGUUAACAUUUCUAUUACUCAUGAGUACAGAACAAGUACCAAGAGAGGGUGCAGGUAUGAGGAAAAUGCCACUGCUCUCAUAUACCACUGCUGAGUAUAGACCUUUGCAGAAACUGGAGCAUACUGAAACAUUUUAAAGAAGGAGAAUCUUGUGGAGCCAGCCUGAUAGAGCUUAAAGAUGUGCAAUUUUAACAUGAAGUAUUCAUACCAUGUGCUUUUUUGAGGGUUCUGAUGUGGUGAGUUAUGGGAACUAUGGUGAGUUUUCUGGGCAAUGGAGAAAGAAGUCACUUCCAGGUUCAAUGUUUGGCUCUGUGUAGCUUUUUCUUUUUAAUUACCAAGAGUAACUACUCUAUGAAAUUGUUCUGACUACUCAUUAUUCUGCAGUGUGACCUGAGUAUCUUAGAUGCUUUGAAGAAAAAGAGCAGAAGAAUCUCAGUGUAGAAAAGGCACCUAUGAAUCAGUCCAAGCCUGGAAACAUACAAAGGUGGAGAAGUUAAAGCAGACACAGCAGAAAGUUUGGAUUUUAUAUUUUAGUUGAAUUUAACAUUAAAGGAGCUCUCUGCUAACCAUUUGAGCUAUAGAAUCUCUCAGUGUUGCUGUACAGACUCCAUAGGAUCUAGGCAAUGAAACAAUAAAAAUCCUUCUUUGGAAAGUUAUAGUUGCCCCACUGAAGGAGUUAACACUU